Lathyrus oleraceus (garden pea) is the source of this 1396-nucleotide messenger RNA. Its product is annotated as 1-aminocyclopropane-1-carboxylate oxidase homolog 1. Lineage: Eukaryota; Viridiplantae; Streptophyta; Magnoliopsida; Fabales; Fabaceae. The transcript has 3 exons. The record is from RefSeq and is a predicted model, not a curated record. The coding region runs from base 99 to 1199 and encodes 366 amino acids.
UCAAGGUUGGCAUCUUGUACCAUUCUCCAUUUAAUAUCCACCAAGUCUCAAUUUUGAAACAAACCCUUUCUCACUAACUAUCUAAUAAUCAAGAGACUAUGUCUACAAUAAUGAAAGAAGUGGUUCUGUUAAGUGAUGAAGAUAGCUACAAUAGAGCCAAAGAAGUUCAAGAAUUUGAUGAAACAAAAGCAGGAGUGAAAGGACUAAUAGACUCUGGUAUUAUCAACCUUCCAAGAUUCUUGAUCCAUCCACAAGAGACUCUUCCAAACUAUGAUGCAACUUCUUCAUGCUUAUUUCAAGUACCUGUGAUAGAUUUCACAGGACAUGAAAAGUGUAGAAGGUUAGAGAUAAUCAGUGAGAUUAAGAAAGCAUCAGAAACAUGGGGUUUCUUCCAAAUGGUGAAUCAUGAUGUUCCAGUUAAUGUUAUGGAUGACAUGUUGAAGGUUAUAAAAGAGUUUCAUGAGCAAGAUAAGGAAGUGAAGAGAGAGUGGUACUCACGUGAUCAUAAGAUGAAAGUUAGAUACUUUUGUAACGGUGAUCUUCUUGUUGCUAAAGCAGCUAAUUGGAGGGAUACCAUAUUGUUUGAUUUUCAAGAUGGUCCUCUUGAUCAACAAGCAUACCCUCUAGUGUGCAGGGAAGCAGUGAGCAAAUACAUGGAACAUGUUCUAAAACUAAAGGAAAUAUUAUCAGAAUUACUGUCGGAGGCAUUGGGGUUAAAGAAGGACUAUCUUGCAAAUAUAGAAUGCAUGAAAAGUGAAAUAGUGGGGUGUCACUAUUACCCUCCUUGUCCACAACCAGAAUUAACAUUUGGUACUACAAAGCAUUCAGAUCCAUCAUCCCUCACAAUUCUCCUCCAAGACACCAUUGGUGGACUCCAAGUUCUCCAUCAAAAUCAUUGGCUUGAUAUUACUCCAAUUCAUGGAGGAUUAGUGGCAAACAUAGGUGACUUCAUGCAGCUUAUCAGCAAUGACAAGUUCAAAAGUGUUGAGCAUAGAGUACUUGCAGGAAGUGUUGGACCAAGGGCAUCGUCUGCUUGCCACGUGUACCCCGACGCGUGUCGAAGAUAUCGACCGAUAGAGGAGUUUACGUCCGAUGAAAAUCCGCCAAAAUAUAGAGAAACUGAUAUUACUGAAUAUCUCACUCGCUUCAGAUCCAAAGGGCUUGAUGGACAUAAAACCCUCCCUUGUUUUAGGCUAUAACUUUUUCUGAAAUAAUUCUUGGUAACAUUUUUAGUCUGUUUUGUUUCAUUCUAAGAAAUUUAUCUUUUGUUAACACCAAAAUAAUUGAUUCAUGUUUAAAGUACUCUCCAUAAUUUAUAUAUUGAUAUAAUCUGUAAAAAAAGUGUACAUUACAUAAGUUAAAAACAGUGAAACAAAUUAUUAUAGUCUUUAACUCA